Molecule: messenger RNA, 2351 nt
Organism: Schistosoma curassoni
Lineage: Eukaryota; Metazoa; Platyhelminthes; Trematoda; Strigeidida; Schistosomatidae
Source: the annotation of a GenBank genome assembly
GGAAAAUAUUAUUACAUCUUGUGAAUGAUUUGAUUCCAUCAUUAACAAUAUCAUCAUUUCAAUGAUCCAUAUUGGGAUCUUUGCAUAGAUCUUAUAAUAAUCCUCAUAAAGUAAUCAUAUAAAGAAAACAAAAAGAGCGAGGGAAAGUCAAAAUAUUAACGGAUACAUUCGGAAUACAAUACAUGCUAUUAUGUUUAUUCAUUAAUCAUUUUAAAAAAAAAGAUAAAAUCAUAUUAAAAACUAAUAUAAUGAAAGAAUAAUAUUCACAUUUAAUAAAUGAAUUGGAAUAAGAUCAAAGAAGUAUUUUACGACUGUUAACAUUCAUUAAUCGUCUUUUGUACAACACCACCACCGCCACCACCACCACCACCAUAACAACAACAAUAAACAAAACAAAUCGAUCAUUAUCCAUAAAUAAAAUUUCAACAACAACAAAAAAAUAUAAUGACCGAUCUAAAUGAUACAAUCCAUUUAAAUUGUACUAUGCGUUAUUUAUUAAAUGAAUCCAAUAUUGAUCCAAUUUCAAUUUAUGAUCGUUAUCCACAAUGUGAAUUACAAAGAAAAUUUAUGCCAAUUUUUUUAUAUAUUGUAAGAAUAUUUAUGUUAAUCUGGUUAAUUAGUGGUAUUUUCGGUAAUUCUUUAUCAUUUUUAAUAUGGAUCUCGAAACAGCAAAGACGUAAGAAUAGUUCAGCUAUUUAUUUAGCUACAUUAUCUAUCACUGAUCUUAUACUUAUAUUAUUAUUAUUAAAUUAUGAUUUAGAACGUUAUUGGUGUAUACGCGGUGUGAUUAUAACACCGGGUAUAUGUCAAUUAUUUCAAUGUUUAUUUAUAUUUACACAAUAUUAUUCCAUUGUAUUAGUAUUUGGUUUUACAUUAGAACGUUAUUUAGCUGUAUGUUUCCCAUUUAAACGGCAUAAAUUAUGUACAACUAAAAGAGCUAUAUUAGCUGUAUUCAUUUUAUCUUUAUUUAUUAUUGGACCAACAUUAUCACAGGCUAUAUUAUGGACAUAUGAUAAUGGUGAAUGUCGUAUGCGUAUUAAUGUAGCUAUGGAUGAAAAAUUUCAAACAUUAUUAUUUGUACAAGAAGUAUUAUUUUCAUUAGUUAUACCAUUAGCUACAUUAAUAUUUAAUAUAUUAGUAUUAUGUGAAAUGAGAAGAUUAAUUAAAUCAAGUCAUUUAUUAAAAAUUUCAAAGCAUCAAUCAAUGAAUUCAUCAACUAUAAAUACUACUCAUAAUGAAAAGAGUAGAUUUACAUAUAAACGAUUCUUUAAACGAAGAAAAUUUAGUAAUAAUAAUCAUACUACUCAUAAUUUAAUAAGUAACACUACGAAUACUGCUGAUGGUUUAAAUGAUAAUAAACGUGAUGGAUCAUUAGGAGAUGAUGGUACACCAAAAUUUAGUCCAAUUAAAACAAUACAAAUGAAUACAACACAAGAUCAUUUAACUAAAGAAUCAACUCAAUUUAUAUCGGCUACAUUAAUGUUAAUUAUAUUAUCAUUUUAUUUAAUUGCAUGUACAGUACCAACUGGUAUUAUGUAUUUAAUACAAUUUCAUUGGUUACAACCAGAUGAUUGUUUAACAGAUCAAGCUAUUCAUCAAUCAAAUGAAUGGACAAUAUUUUUUCAACGGAUAACAACUAAAGGUUUAAUUGAUGCAUUUUGUGCAUCACAUUAUGCAUGUAAUUUUUUUAUUUAUUUUCUUACAUGUAAUAAAUUUAAAAAACAAGUUAUCAAUAUUAUUAAAUGUAAAUUUAAUUAUAUUAAUUAUUAUUAUUCUGAUUAUGAUGGUACAGAUAUAUUGAUUUUAUCAAGACGUACAGCACCAAGAUCAUUACGUCAUUUAUCAGAGAAUGAUUUAUCCAUAGAAACAAAUCAUAAGCCAUUAUUGAUUUAUAAUAAUAAUACUAAUACUAAUACUACUAAUAAUAAUAAUUCGAGUUAAUGAAUAACACGUCACGUGAGUUCUUCAUGAUUUCAGAAACUACUCAUCAUUUUAUCAGUAGUAUGAUUACACAAUUUAAUAUCGGUGAAAUUGUACACGUAUAUUAGCUUGAAUAUAAUUGUUCUCCUUGUUUUUUUUUAAAAAUGUAUUCAUCAUUUCUUUGUUUUGUUCUUGCCAGUACUUUUAUUCAUAUCUUCAUGUGAAUGUACCAGUGUUUGUUCGAAAAAAAUACAAAAACACACACACACACAAUAUAAAAUGCAAUAGUUAACUAUGUUCUCCCUCUUUGUUUUUGUUUUGUUCUUUCUCUUGUAUAUCAGUCAUUCAAAAGAUCUUUUAUGUUUCGUUUUGUUGUGAUUUUAUUAUUAAAUAUUGUUAUUACUAGAUAAAUAAAUGGUUAUAUUAUUUCA